GGCGGGGAGGAACAUGAUGGCUGCGGCGGCUGCGGGCGAGGGGCGCCGGGUGCUGGUGUACGGCGGCAGGGGCGCGCUGGGCUCGCGAUGCGUGCAGGCGUUCCGGGCCCGCAACUGGUGGGUCGCCAGCAUUGACGUGGUGGAGAAUGAAGAGGCCAAUGCUAGUGUUGUUGUUAAAAUGACAGAUUCGUUUACUGAACAGGCUGACCAGGUGACUGCAGAGGUGGGAAAGCUCUUGGGUGAGGAGAAGGUGGACGCCAUUCUUUGUGUGGCUGGAGGAUGGGCCGGGGGCACCGCCAAGUCCAAGUCUCUCUUUAAAAACUGUGACCUGAUGUGGAAGCAGAGCAUAUGGACAUCGACCAUCUCCAGCCACCUGGCCACCAAGCACCUCAAGGAAGGAGGCCUCUUGACCUUGGCUGGCGCCAAGGCCGCCCUGGAUGGGACUCCUGGGAUGAUUGGCUACGGCAUGGCCAAGGGUGCCGUUCAUCAGCUCUGCCAGAGCCUGGCCGGGAAGAACAGUGGCAUGCCACCUGGGUCUGCCGCCAUCGCCGUGCUCCCGGUCACCCUGGAUACCCCAACAAACAGGAAAUCAAUGCCUGAGGCUGACUUCAGCUCCUGGACACCUGUAGAGUUCCUGGUCGAAACUUUCCAUGACUGGAUCACAGGGAAAAACCGACCGAGCUCAGGAAGCCUAAUCCAGGUGGUAACCACGGAGGGAAAGACGGAACUCUCCCCGGCAUAUUUUUAAGCUUCAUUCGCAAUGCCUUCGAGGGUCCUGCUAGAAAAGUCACUAACCUCUCAGUGUGUCCUCGUCCGGCCCUGUGUUAUCUGUAGCCCUGUUCAUGGUACAAGAUAGUGAAUCCUGUUUUUUCCCUCACCUAAUGUGCACUUGCUCUCCUAGGACAGUGUAAUAUGUUUAUGUGAAAUAAAAACGUCUGAGAGGGCUGGCUGAUUAGCUCAGUUGGUCAGAACGCUGUGGGCACUGAGGUAGAGGGUUCAGAUCCACACACUGGCCCAGUCUCCAAAAAGGACAAAAAACGAAUGAGAGUUGAAGCCUGCAAAUAGCUACUGUCAACCUGCGUUAACUAUAUAAAGAGGUCUCUGAUCAGCCCUGUCUAUACUGGCGGCACGUUGAAUUGCUUUUGGGACUUUUUCUUUCCCUGACAGUGGCUGUCACCUUGGAGGUUCAGUGAUUUGAUGGUAUUGGGGGAAUUUUGAGGACUGAGUUAUUUUUGAAUGUCAUGUUUAUGUCAUAGAUGUAGUUUUUGUAGCCUUGAAGUACACUGCCUUAAACCUUUUUGUGGUGUAAGCAAAAUCCCGUGGAUGCUGUCAUGGAAUCCUUUUUCUGUGCCAUUGCCAAGUGUCCCCUGGCCUAGGGCUAAGUGUGCAAGAGAACUAAUACUUGUGAGUGUUUGGAGUGAUUUUCCUAAUAAAUGGACUGCAUUUA
Molecule: messenger RNA, 1447 nt
Organism: Galeopterus variegatus (Sunda flying lemur)
Lineage: Eukaryota; Metazoa; Chordata; Mammalia; Dermoptera; Cynocephalidae
Gene: QDPR
Product: quinoid dihydropteridine reductase
Exons: 7
Coding region: 14-748 (244 amino acids)
Biological process (GO): L-phenylalanine catabolic process; tetrahydrobiopterin biosynthetic process
Cellular component (GO): cytoplasm
Molecular function (GO): NADPH binding; 6,7-dihydropteridine reductase activity; NADH binding
Source: RefSeq, a predicted model, not a curated record